Fomitopsis serialis is the source of this 2006-nucleotide messenger RNA. RefSeq lists its product as uncharacterized. The transcript is spliced from 14 exons. Gene Ontology annotation, cellular component: cytosol. The record is from RefSeq and is a predicted model, not a curated record. Gene Ontology annotation, biological process: regulation of Golgi organization. NCBI's taxonomy places the organism in Eukaryota, Fungi, Basidiomycota, Agaricomycetes, Polyporales, Fomitopsidaceae. Bases 353 to 1882 code for a protein of 509 amino acids.
GCCACCCGCGCGAUCAUGUUCCCGCUCGAUGUCCGUACUCUCAUCUCGCCGUGAGUCGUUGUCGUCGAGGUUCGUGACACAUAUAACAGACUGCUACAUGGCCUCACACCCGCCAAGAUCGCCCCGCACCAGGACGCGGCGAAGUUCUGGUCGGACGUGUUUGAGCUGGAGGUCGACUCCGAGUACCUCUCAGCGACAUUGAAUGAACUGGGCAAGGAGGCUUGUCUGGGAACUGUCAAGUAGCCGAGUUUGAAUGCGAUCGUUCUGGCGUGUCUGCAUGCUGCCCGUACUAGGCCUGACGAGACUCCCGCAAGCCCAUGCGGUGUGGACACUAUCCAUACUGAGCAAAUGUAUGUUGAGGAAGAAUUUGACGGGAUGGGAGGUCAUGGAGAUCUUCGCGGGAGGAGUGAAUGAAAGCGACAAGGUCUUCAGCGAACUGACAUCCAUGAUUGACGAGAUUCUUGGGGACAUGGCAGUGAUCUUCGUGUCGGGCACCAGUCAGCUCAGCCCUGGGGCUUACUUCCUUCGGCGCGAUCUGUUUCCUUGCAUUGCGACGGUUCCAUUCACAUUCGAAGCCUCCGUUCUGCUUGCCCUUCUCUCCAACUUCCACAAGUCAGACGCGGCCAAGCUCAACCCUUACCUCAAAUGCCUGAGGGAAACGAAAAAUGAGCGGUUAAUGCGCAAGAUCUGCUGGGCCUCCAACUUCGCCGCUGAUGCAGUCGUGAAAGCAUACCAAAACGUCUUAGACGACGCGCCGCCCUCGUUGAGUGCGACGUUCGGGACAUUCCUUUCCGCCAUGCGCCCAGAUCGGGCGUUGUCGUCUACACCAGUUGACCAACCUCGUGAACUCUUCAAAGACCAACCUAUAGAGGCCUGUGUCAUACUAUUGCCUAUAUUCGAAUUCUUGCACGCCAAUGAAAGCUUCCACACCAUCCUACUGGAACCAUUGACGACUGAUGCAGAACAACAAGCCACUUCACGGAUCCCCUCACUGCCCUACACACUGCUAACAGUCGCUUCGUACUUGCUCACGCACGCAUCAUCCGUGCAUGCACCGCGCGCCAUAGGCUAUGCUCAUCUAUCACUCAACAUAUUGCUCGUCAUGGCGGAGAGCAAGAUCAUCAUGGAGUUAUUCUGCAACAAGGGUGAUGCAGAUAUCAGGCUGUGCCGUCAAAGACCCCCAUUACUCCCGCUUACAGGGCCUCGCCCGCCUGUUUGUGCUGUACUUGACUGUUGUGUCCUUUGGUUGCGGCACAAUCUUCACAAACGUCUGGAGGUUCACUCUUACUUGAACUGUUCUCACGUAUGUUAUCAUGUCUUGUGGUACCUGCAAAGAGAACGUAUCCGUCUAGACUAUCAUUGGACAGAAUUGUGGAGGGCCCUGAUAGGGCUCCUCGACUUCCUUGCCAACAAGCUAGACAACCUCGUUACCACCGGUGGAGUAGAACAGCUUAUUCACGAGACGUUGAUGAACCUCGAUCUUGCACUGUGUCAUACAGGGGCCAUCCUACCGAAUGCCGCCGCUGUGCACGAGCUAGUGUACGAGGUAGCUCGCUCGGCCGAGGUUUUCAGGAAGCAGCAGAUCGUCCUGGAGAAGCUGGCUCUACCCGGGUCUACUUCCAGACGGCAUUCCGUGAUGGACACUAAUAGCUCGGAUGCCCUGGCCAAUAUCCUUGCGGUGACGACCCACUACGAAGUCAGUAUACGAGAGGCGAAAGCGACCUCGGCAAGGAGCGCGCUGCGAGCUGUGGCCAAAGAGAUUGACCGCGACGGUCUCAGCUAUGGGAGAAACCUACACGUCGACGAGCCACCGAGACAAGCUGAAGACGUUGUGGGGAUGGUCCGUUAUGCCUACGCGGAUGCCAUGUCUCUCAUGCCUUGAUUGAGGAGCCUUUGGCUUGCUGUUAUGAUCCCUACUAUUAGCUGGUCACGGUUGUGUGAGGAGUUGCACUUCUGUGUAGUUUUGCACUGAGCAGAUGUAUUGAUUUAUUACUUCAUCUCACCUA